This is a messenger RNA of Colletotrichum paranaense, 1260 nucleotides long. RefSeq names its product L-galactose dehydrogenase. Bases 1 to 1260 code for a protein of 419 amino acids. The record is from RefSeq and is a predicted model, not a curated record. Gene Ontology annotation, molecular function: D-arabinose 1-dehydrogenase [NAD(P)+] activity. The transcript has a single exon. Gene Ontology annotation, cellular component: cytosol. NCBI's taxonomy places the organism in Eukaryota, Fungi, Ascomycota, Sordariomycetes, Glomerellales, Glomerellaceae. Gene Ontology annotation, biological process: dehydro-D-arabinono-1,4-lactone biosynthetic process.
AUGGCUACCACAACAAGCCUCAACCCGGCCUCCCGGCCUUCCAUCGCCUCUGUCCUGCCACCUCUCUUCCUGGGCACAGCAACCUUCAACACCCAGCAUGUAAAGGACCCGCUGCAGAUGCCGUACAGGCAAAUCGUCUCAAGGGCGCUAGAGCUCGGCGUCAACGGCUUCGACACAUCGCCGUACUACGGCCCCUCAGAGGUCCUCCUCGGCGACGCCCUGGCCGCCCACACCGCAGCCACCAACAUUCCCAGAGAGUCCUACGUGCUGGUCACAAAGGCAGGCCGCAUCGCCGGCAACGAGUUUGACUACUCGCCGGCGUACGUGCGCUACUCUGUCCUCCGCUCCCUCAGCCGCCUCAACACGACGUACCUCGACCUCGUGUACAUGCACGACGUCGAGUUCGUCCCCCCCGCAGAAGUCCUUGCUGCCGUCCAGACGUUAAGACAGCUUCGCGAUGAGGGCAAGAUCCGCUAUGUCGGUAUCAGUGGUUUCCCCGUCCAUGUUCUCUGCAGUCUCGCCGAGAUGAUCCUCGCUGAGACAGGUGAGGCUCUCGAUGCAAUCCUGAGCUACGGCCACUUCACCAUCCAGAACCCCACGCUCGGCCUCGCAGAGGUUGUCGCCGGACCCGACCACACCGACGAGCAGAGCCCGCUGCGGAGAUUCCGCAACGCCGGCGUGCAGGUCGUGCUGAACGCAAGCAUGCUCGGUAUGGGUCUCCUCACAUCCACAGGCGUUCCCGCGCGCACGGAGACGGCGGAGGGCAAGGCCGGCGUUAUCGCCUCGUGGCACCCCGCGCCGGACGACCUGCGCUUGGCAUGCCAGAAGCUCUCGACCAUCGCCAGCGAUGCCGGCGAGCGUCUGGAAACCGUGGCGCUUCACUGGUCAAUGGAGGAGUACGCCCGCGUCGGCGCCGCAGCUGGUCUCGGCGUGCAGUUGCCGAGCCAGAGCGGCGACGUGCGCGUCGGAGGCAGCGUCAUGGGCGUCACCAGCACCGCGGAGCUCGAGCAGACUGUCGAGUCGUGGAAGGUUGUGCUCCAGGGUCUCGCUGCUGGCAGUGAGGCUUCGGCGCGGUAUGAGAAGCUCAAGGCUCUCGUGGAGCAGAAGAUGUGGCCCGAGUUGGGCGUGUGGAAGGGCUACAGCUGGGCGAGCCCCGAUGAGGGCUUCCAGAACGAGAGGAGCGCGGAUAAGUUUGGCUUGAUCCCGGAGGAGGAUGAACUGAUGACCAACUUCAUGACUAGAAUUUCCAGCAAUUUGUGA